CGGGUGCGGGCAGCACGCAUGCGCACGCGGUGUGGCGGGGCGUGCGCGCAGUCGGCCCAGCGAUGCGGGUGCUCGUGGGUGGUGGGACUGGCUUUGUGGGUAGAGCCCUGACCCAGCUGCUGUGGAGCCGUGGGCAUGAAGUGACUCACAUCUCUCGACAAGGGGACAAGGAUCGGAUCAGCUGGGAAGAGUUGUCCCACUCUGGACUGCCCCGGUGCGAUGCUGUGGUGAACUUGGCUGGUGAAAAUGUCCUCAACCCUUUCCGCAGAUGGAACGAUGCCUUCUGCAGGGAUGUCAUCAGUAGCCGGGUUGAGACCACCAAUACCUUGGCCAAAGCCAUUGCUGAUGCUGAACAGCCACCCCAUGCUUGGGUCCUCGUCACCGGCGUAGGCUAUUACCACCCUAGCCCCACAGCUGAGUAUACUGAAGACAGUCCUGGGGGGGAUUUUGACUUCUUCUCACGCCUGGUGAGCUCCUGGGAGGCUGCAGCUCUCAUCCCUCAGAGCCCAGCUCGUGGUAUUGUGGUGAGAUCCGGGGUGGUUCUGGGCCAAGGUGGUGGUGCAAUCUCUCAGAUGAUCUGGCCUUUCCGUCUGGGUCUAGGAGGCCCCUUGGGCUCUGGGCUCCAGCCCUUCCCAUGGAUCCACAUUCGGGACCUGGCUGGGAUCAUAUGUCAUGCCCUGGAGAGUGAGUGCCUGCAAGGCAUCUUCAAUGGUGUCUCUCCAUCCUCCCCUGCCACCUCCAAUGGCACCUUUGCUCAGGAGCUUGCUUCAGCUCUAGGACGCCCAGCCCUGCUGCCAGUGCCUGCUUGGGCUGUGCGGGCUGUCUUUGGGGCAGAGAGGGCCAUCAUGCUGUUGGAGGGACAGAAGGUGGUGCCAAAACGCACCCUGGAGAGUGGCUACCGUUUCAUCUUUCCUGACCUUUCUGGAGCUCUGAAGGACAUUGUGGCUUGAGGACUCCUCGGUUGGACUGGGUUGGGCUCUGUUUUUGUGAGCUCCCUGGCUCACAUGCCGUCCCCUGGGUGAAAUAGGGUGGCCCCGCCCCUCCUUGACACUUCCCCAUCCCCAUCCAGAGAGGGUGAGCUGUCUUUUCCCCUGCCUAUUCUUGACACUUCCCCAUCCAGACAGGGUGAGCUAUCUUUUCCCCUUCUGUCUCCCUUUGUACAUCUCCAGUUUAGGAGUCAUCCUUUUUACUGCCAUCUGCAAUCUCCACAUUACCUGCUUUUGGAGAAGGUCACAAGCCCCUCUGAGGAUUGUGACUUCUGAAUCUGCCAUCUUCCCUUUUUCACAGUGUGCAUGUGAGCUGUUUGCAGAGCAGCUGGGGGUGUACUGUCUCCUCCCAUGAGAGAGGUGGCAGCAGGAAAGUGUUCAGGUGUCGCAAUUCUCCAUGUCAGAAGGAUAGGAAGUCCCUCUUCCUGUUUUUCCACGUCUUUCCCCCAUCGUCACAUAGAGACCUAGUUAUGCUCUUCUGCUUUGCCUUUCUCAGUCUCAUAGGGAAUGGAGUUGUGGUUGUGGGAAAAGAUCCGUCCUGAGGGGGUGCAAAGGGUUCUGGAUAUGGAUGGCUUGGAGACUUUGCCAUCUCCUUUCUUGUGGUGGCUCUGUGCUGGUAACAAGUCGCAGUGUCAGAACUUCCAGCUGAGUCUAGGCCCAAGAGUUGCAUCCCUCCAGGGUUGCAUAAUACCAGUGCUGUGGUGGAGAUGGAGAACACUGCUUUGCCAGCGUGUAGGAACAAGGGUGAUGGUGGGAACUGGGUGAUUCAUCUUGGUGUGAAGUAGUGCAAAGCAUUGCUUUAGUCUAAAGGAAGCUCUUUAGCUAUUGUCUUUGUUGUAGUCAUCUAAAACCAGGCAGGAUGGCCUUCCCUUAUUCAUCCCAUAUAAGCUGAAGGGUCAUUCUUGGUGGUAUCUAGACUCGCCACUUACCUGCCUCUUUGCUCGGUCUAUACUGAAGAUGGAAUGGCAAUCUGCUGACUUUCCAAGCAGGAAAAUGAGAGUGUGACUGUCCAGCUGGAACUGGAGAUAGUCCUUGCAGUCAGUGUGAGCACAGCUGGGUGAGCUGAGACUUCAGGAAUAGCUAUGAAAGCAACAUCAAUUGCUUGGAUUGUGUUUUUGUUGCCUCUAAGUUAGGCACAGAUUCCUUCCUCCUCCCAUGUGCCUCAAUUUCCUGUCCUCGAGAGUGGGCUGAUCUACUUGGCCCAGUUCAUUGUGGGGCAAUACAUUGGGGACAAUUAGCAGUGCUGCUUCUUUAGUUACUCCAGCUACGUUUUGAGAUCAUCGGACUUCGGUCUGCUUCCCCUGAUAUUGUGGGCUACAGUAUCCUUCUGCCAGGCAAGCUGGUCAGCCAGCCCAGUUAGGUUGUUUCUGUACCUGUAUGUACCUUGAUUGCAACAGCUUUGGUUUGUGAUUGGAAAUAAAGUCAAGUACAGCUGGAGAAGUCCUGGCAACCCAUAGUUCUUCUGAAAGAUGGUUGCAUAUCCCAUGAAGGACCAUUAAGAAACAGAGUUCCCAGGCCUUGGAGUCCCUGCUUGGAUGUAUAACUCACUUAUGAUUUUGAAGGGUUGCCUGUGCAUGAUGUUUUGGCUUAAACAUGUCACAGGACUUAAAUGAUCUUCUGACACCUGAAUCCCAGUGUGGGAUCUGAAAACACUGGCUGCUGGGUGCAAUUAGGACUUCCAUAUGAUAAACUCACACACAGAGCAUACCCCUUUGUCUACUGUGGAGACAGUGUGUAUUAGAGUGACAGCAGGCUGAGGUCUAGAUUGGAUUUUGGACCGGUGUCUUAAGGAAACUCUGGCCAAGAGGCUGCAAGUCUUUGUGAUCUAAGUACAGGUCUUGUGCUAUCCUAGUGCCAGCACAGGUAGUCCUGUAGUGUUCAUUGCUAGCAGAGUGUUUCUGCAAGCAUGUCUGAACCAACUGCAGUGACUGAAAUGUGAUCUGAAGAUUUACUCUGACUUGAGGCAAGUCUCUCUGCUCUUUUAGAGGUGCAUGCUUAUGAUUGUUAAGACAUGUCAGAAGCAGCAGCUGCCUCCAGAAGCCCCAGAUCAGGACCCUUCUGCCUGGCCACUGUUAUCCCAGCCUGGUGCCCAGGUACCCAGACUCUGCCCAAGCUGAGGGAUGCAGCUGCUGCUUUCUUAUUUGCAGGUUCAGUCAACCCUGAAGUUGAGCACCCGUCAGAGGCAUGUGCACAUGCACACACAUAACACUUGGACAGAUGGCACUGACAUGGCUGGUCACACAGACUGCCCCAGCCAAGAUGUUGCUGUCAGCAGCACCAACAAAUGGGACCCACAUAACAAGCACAUCCAACUAUGUCCCUUCCCAUUCCAGGGCUGGCAGUCUUGCAUGAUGCCUUCAGGGUUCAUAAGAACAUGUAUGCUCAUGAGGCCCUCGAGCACCAGCACAACCCCUCUGUCUGCCUGGCAUCUCUACCUGGGCCCACUCUCUGACCCACUCUCCUUAUGGGUACAUGACACCUGUGGGUACUCUAGUCACCAGCUGGUCCAGACUGAUACACCACAUCCAAACACACCUCCCCCCAUCCCUCCCUUCUUCCCAGGCUCAGCUCUGCUCCUGAUCUGUCUACCUUCUCCCCUAGUGGUGCAGGGGGCAGUGGAUGGGGGUUACAGUCAGCGCACCACUCCUUCCUUCUCAGGAGGUGGGGUGAACACUGCACAUUCCUCCCCUUCUCCUCGUGGCUCCCUUCUCGCUGGAGGCAGUCCUUCAUGAACCUUCUCCAGUGUGAGUCCUCCUCACAGGAUGUGACUUUUCCCAUGCUGAUCUGGCGUGGGUCACCACCGCGUGUUGCAGUCCUCCCAGUGCCGAAAUAAAACUGCCUGCUUCUC
This is a messenger RNA of Tyto alba (common barn owl), 3834 nucleotides long. It is a transcript of the gene SDR39U1, whose product is annotated as short chain dehydrogenase/reductase family 39U member 1. The record is from RefSeq and is a predicted model, not a curated record. Bases 63 to 950 code for a protein of 295 amino acids. Lineage: Eukaryota; Metazoa; Chordata; Aves; Strigiformes; Tytonidae. The transcript has 6 exons.